Limulus polyphemus (Atlantic horseshoe crab) is the source of this 2764-nucleotide messenger RNA. RefSeq lists its product as uncharacterized. The record is from RefSeq and is a predicted model, not a curated record. NCBI's taxonomy places the organism in Eukaryota, Metazoa, Arthropoda, Merostomata, Xiphosura, Limulidae. The transcript is spliced from 3 exons. The annotation marks the transcript as partial.
AUAGCAACGUAGCUGUUAUCAGGCAGCGUAUAGAAAAACAAGUGUUCGUUCACUUAUACAUCGACUAGACGAUUAAAAAUUAAAAUAUAAGAAUAAAUAUAUUAGUGUGUUUAUAAAUAAAUGAUUCGUUUUCUAAGAAUGAACUAUCAUACCAGUAGUUUCUCCAAACUUUGACAAGCCCAUAAUACUAAUGACGUUUACACUGAUGCAGCCAAUCGGAUUUGUCCUUGCUUCAAGCAGGUGGUUGUACUUUCUUAACUGCGUGAUUCGUCUUUAAUCCAAUUGUUAUUUCCGAAGGAAAUAAUAACGUGUGCGGUGCAAUACUUAAUGUGAUUAGGUGACAUUUCAAAGUGUCCCGCAAGUAAAGCGGGCACGUGUUCUACUGUUAAGGUAAAUACUAAUGUCACGAUAAAUGCUUUCACAAUGGAAAAAGAAGUGAAAGGCUUAGUGAAGCAGCAACUUGACUAUUCGAAAAUGACAGACCCGCAGGAACUAAGAGAACUUUGGUUUACAAUUCCUGGGUUAGAAGAAAAAAAGAAGAUAAGAAGACGUAUGUAUGAACUGAAAAAUCAGAGAAUCUUGCAAGAAACGGGAGGCUCGGGUGAAGGGAUUUCUAGUCGAUACGGCCGUCAACACCAGGCACAGAUUGCAGAAUCUGAGAACAAGGAAAAUGUCACGUGCGAGUCCAAACACAGAAAGUCUAGUUCUACGUCUGGAGACGACCACACUAGAAGUGAUAUUUCUUAUUUACAAUCAGAAGGCGAGCUUGCAGUAUCGGAGAACACGAGUAAAACAUCAAAAGAACAUAUUUCUCUACCGCUACCAUCUAGUGAGAGGAAUCCAAAACACGAAAAUUAUCAAUUAAUUCCUCUAGAGACGAAUAUUCCUUUAGCUAAAAUGAGUAUUUCUGAUCAACCAGACUACUCUAGUAGUUACACAGUGUUUUUGGACAAACGAAGGCGUUGUUCGUUAGUGCAUCAAGAGUUUUCGUUGGAACACAGCUUAUAUAUGGCCAAAAUAAACAGUUCUUCGGAAUCCCGCCAACAGGUUUCAGAAAAUAGCUCUUCUGUUAAGGGUGACGGUAAUCGGACAGAUAUAGCUCCUGGUAAAAAUGGGGGUCCGUUAACCAAUAACAAAGGACGUAAUAAUGGUGAUAUUAGAAAAAAACAAAACCUUAAUCAAGUUGAUGAUGCUUUGGAUUUAAUCGGAAAUGAUGAGAACGCUAAUUUCGUUGAGCUGAACAAAGGUACUGGUGAAAAUCAGUCAGUUUCAGUAACAAUCACACUUAAAAACAACCAGUUGUUCUUAGAAGAAGGUUUGUGUGUUGCUGCUGGGGAGAAUGAGGCUUAUGUAGGUAAUAAAGUCACCAAUGAUAUCAGUAGGACUGAAGACACUAUAUCUUCUACCAAUAAAGAGCACAGUUAUUCAAAAGACGAUAACAUAAACUUUCUGGUAGAUAGAAACGAUUGGAAAGUGAGACUCAAACCAUUAACCACACACAGGAAAGAAGUUUCAACUCUGGAUCCAAGUAUUAGGACAGAGAGGAAUGUCCGAUCAGAUCUUAGUAAGCGUAAUUCAGUUGUUGUACCAACCACAACAAAUAACCAGCCGUCGAUCUCAUGUGAGGGAGGUAGAGAACAACUGGAGGACAAGAUAGCUCAACAUGCUGAUAUGGGUGAUGCAACAACUGGCGUGAUGUUGUCUGGUUUAGAUCCUAAACACAUUAAAGUUAGCAGUAACUAUGAGAUUCAGCUCACGAGACAUUCUGAUGGCGCGCGUUUUCCUUCUACGGGCAGAUCUGAGAGUCAUCGCCUAACUAGCGAAAACCAAUCAAUAAAUCGUAUUCCAAAUUGUACUAAAUUGCAGACCCGAGAAACAAAUUCCAUUUGUGAAAAACGGGAACCAAGUGAAUUGAAGAAUGAACGUUUUGGAAAUAAAACCCAACUUUCAUUACGAACUUGUAGAGAACAAGUAUCUUGUAAUAAAAUCAUGCCUUUAACGUCUUCGCAAAAUAAAACUGCCAACCUUGAUAUUCGACACAAUGUCCAAAAUUUUCCCGUUAGUUCCCUCGAAACUAAAACUUCGCACUCUGGAGGUAAUAUAUCUAAAGUUGGAGAGUUGUCUAAGAAGUUUUUAAAAGCGUCAUCUACACCAAAUGAACCAUUGGCAACACCUUACUGCCCGAACAAUAGAGUAUUUGUGACGAGGAAUAUAAUUGGUUUAGCCGAGAAAUUCCAACAGGGACACAACAAAUCAACAAGUUUGGACCAAAACCAUAGACUAACGUUUCCGGACAAUAAAAACCAAGAGACGAAAGAGAAACAAGAGUUUAGUUUUUUGAUUGGGGGAAGAAGUACUUCCUCCCUUUACCAUGGAAACAGCAUCUCCCAGAAAUUGAAUAAAACAGAACUCGUCUUUAAACCAACCCCCAGGGUAAAAGAAACAAAGUGUUCGGAUUCUUUCAAAGUAAAACUAACCAAGAAUCGUGGAGGAUACGUUGCGUCCUCUGGUUGUUCCUCGCGUGAAAUCGGUCUACAAAAAGGGAUAGAGACCCUUGACCCGUAUAAAGCAGUGACCGAUAACUUAGAAGACGUUAAUAAGACAGCUCACGGACAGUGUAAGGGCAGUAACGUAAAGAAGGCCAAAGACACAGUUGUAGAGAAGUGUUUUCAGGGGCUAGGGGCGAGAAGAGAGAGCAUGGAGCGACAAAAGAAACAAACCGAGUGCACGAAAGACUCUAAUGAGAACCAGGAAUGUAAGGUAC